UCUCUCACUCCCUCAUUUACUUGCUCACUCUCUCCCUCUUUCACUUCUCUUUCUCUCAUUUACUCUCUCAUUUACUUUCUUUCUCACUCUCUCACUCACUCAUUUACUUACUCGCUUAGUCACAAAUUCAAUGGCUCGCUCACUCAAUCAUUCUCUCACUCACUCAUUUGCCAACUCACUCACUCACUUAUUCACUCGCUCACGCACUCACUCACUCAUUCACUCACUCAUUCACUUACUCAUUCGCUCGCUCAACUCGCUCAAACACUCGCUCUCUCAUUCGCGCACACUUACACACUCACUUUCUCGUUCACUCGUUCACUCGUUCACUCGCUCACUCGCUCACUCGCUCACUCGCUCACUCACUUACUCACUCCCUCACUCACUAAAUCACGCACUCACUCGCUCACUUCCUCACGCACUCACUCACUCGCUUGCUCGCUAACUCACUCACUACUCACUAGUUCGCUCACGUACUCAUUCACCCACUCACCUACUCACUCACUCACUUUCUUACGUUAG
Messenger RNA from Stylophora pistillata, 522 nucleotides. RefSeq lists its product as uncharacterized. NCBI's taxonomy places the organism in Eukaryota, Metazoa, Cnidaria, Anthozoa, Scleractinia, Pocilloporidae. The record is from RefSeq and is a predicted model, not a curated record.